This is a messenger RNA of Hyaloscypha bicolor E, 1404 nucleotides long. RefSeq names its product glycosyltransferase family 69 protein. The transcript has 3 exons. The record is from RefSeq and is a predicted model, not a curated record. The annotation marks the transcript as partial. Lineage: Eukaryota; Fungi; Ascomycota; Leotiomycetes; Helotiales; Hyaloscyphaceae.
CGUCCGCAGCGAAGGCAAUGCUUCUUUUGGACAGCAUGGGUUAUAGCAUCCAUCCCCUGGGUUCUCGUCUUUCUGGUCUACUUCACGGCCAUUUUUCUACCUUCGUACACCCAUUGGCCUGAGCACUAUCGGGUGCUGGAGAGGAGAUGCAAGAAUUCCACGCAGCCUGGACGAGGAAAUCCCAACAAUGAGAAAGUGUUCAUUGCUGCGUCGAUAUACGACCAUAACGGCACGCUCUUGGCAGGGCGGUGGGGUAAUACAGUGGUGGAGCUAGUACAGCUUCUUGGCCCGCAGAACGUCUACCUCAGCGUCUACGAGAACGACCCCAACGACGCUGCCAGAGCAUCCCUUGCGAAGUUGGGAAGCCAAUUGAAUUGCAAUGUCUCCCUUGUGGCAGAACAUCUCCCGCUCGAAGAGAUCCCGCGCAUCACUACACCAAAUGGGGAGAAGCGGAUGAAGCGUAUUGCAUUUUUGUCAGAGGUCAGGAACCGCGCAUUACGCCCUCUCGAAACUGCUACUAUACAAUUCGACAAGCUCCUAUUUAUAAACGAUGUCAUGUUCGACCCAAUCGAAGCCGUCCAACUCCUUCUUUCCACAAAUGUUGAUUCAAAUGGACGGACACAAUACGGUGCGGUGUGCGCAGUUGAUUUCAUCAACGCAUUCAAGUUUUAUGAUACAUUUGCGACAAGGGAUCUUGAAGGCUACGAGAUGGGCAUGCAGUUCUUCCCUUGGUUUGCAGAUGCGGGUGAUGCCGCUACUAGGCAAGAUGUGAUGGCACAGAAAGAUGCCGUCCGUGUACGUUCCUGUUGGGGGGGCAUGACUGCUUUUGAGGCGAGCUGGUUCCAGAAGCCUCUUGUGGACAAAUCGACCAGAUAUAAGGGGAAACCCAGCGCCGCCAAGACGCCGCAUUCGCCUCUUCGCUUCCGGUUCGAAGAGGAUCCCUUUUGGGAAGCGUCUGAAUGUUGUCUCAUUCACGCAGAUCUGACUUCCCUCCGUCAUGGUCACAACACCUCAUUCGACUCAGGAAUAUAUAUGAAUCCUUACGUGCGCACCGCAUACGACUCGAAAACCUUCGGUUGGCUCAAAUACACCCGGCGGCCAGAACGACUCUACUCCCUCAUUCAGGGCAUCGUCAGCAGACUUGCUGGUAUGCCUCACUACAACCCACGGAGACUUGAACAGCCAGGGGACGAAGUGAUAGAACAAGUCUGGAAAUACGACGAAGAGGAGGACAUGUUUCCUCUUAGCGGGGCCGGUACGCUAAGAGGUUCGUACACUGCCAUCAAGAGGACGGCCGUUCCAGGACGGUUUUGUGGAAAGAGGAUGCUGCAGGUGGUGAAUGAGGGUGCGAGGAAAGACGAGGACAAUUGGAGCAGCAUUGAGCUUCCAAUGCCACCAAGUUGA